Molecule: messenger RNA, 1422 nt
Organism: Paramecium sonneborni
Lineage: Eukaryota; Ciliophora; Oligohymenophorea; Peniculida; Parameciidae
Source: the annotation of a GenBank genome assembly
AUGGCAUCAUUACCUAAAUAAUUAAAAGAUCUCUUAAAAUAGAUUGACUUAUUUAGUAUACCAGUUCCUGUGCUAACAAAUGAUUCAAAAUAAUAAUAUUCAAGUUUUUACAGUGGACUUAUCUCAAUCUUAGUUUCACUUCUUAGUUUAGCCUAUUUUGCAUAUGUUAUUUAAGAAUGGGCUAAUGGUAAUAUACUUCCUACAAUUACAAGUAAUUAAUAAGCAAUGGCUUAUACAGAAUAAGAAAUGGAAGAUAACUUUAUUUAAUUCAAAUUAUCAGAUCCAUCUAAUCAUGAUCCUUUUAAAAGAUUAAAUAACAUAAUAACUCCUUUAUUAUUUAUUGUUGAAAAUUUUAAAAUUGUUAGUGCACCAUUACCUUUAUUUAGUGAUGAAAAUAAACCAUUUACAGUAGGAUUAAAAAAAGGGACAUUAGUUGUUAAUAAUUUAAAUACUUAAAAGUCUGAUGAAUCACUAAAACCAAUAAAAAAUUAUUUAUUGAUAUUUAUUUAAUGCUCAGAAUAAUAUUUAGAUCAAAAUAGUAAUUGUGCGAGUUAAUAAGAAAUAGAUUAGUAUAUGGAAGGGUAUCAUGGAUUUUUGUCAAUAAUUAUGAAGUUGGAACAAUAUAGCUUUAAGAAAGAUUAAAUUGAAUACAUAACAAAGUAAUCUUAUUAAGCUUUUUCUCCCACUUAUAUUUAAUAUACAUAAAUAGCAAUUUAAUAAAAGGAAAUAAAUCUUGAUAAUGGACUUCUAUUUUAAAAUGAGGUUACUUAUAAAUUAAUCAACGAUUUCUACUUAAUUAAUUAAUCUAUUGAUAAUUUGUAUAUAUAAAAUAUUGCUUCAUCAUUUUCUUCAUAGAAAUUUGAGUUAAAUGCUAUUUUUGCAUAUUAGAUAAGCAUUGAUAGUUUACAAAUUUCAGAAAGAAUUAUUAUGCCAAAAUUAAGUGCAGUUUUGGCAUAUAUAGGAUCAAUUGUUUAAGUUAUAUUUUUAUUGAAGUAUUUAGCAUUUUUUAUAAAUAAUCGACAAUUUAAAGAAGAGAUGGUAACUGAAAUUCUUCAUAUGUACUACCCAAAUUUAAAAAAUAUAAUAAUUAAAAGAAACUUCUUUGGGAAGAUAAUAUCCACUAAUUAAAGUAAUGAAGGGAAUUAAAACGAAAAUUUUAUAAAAUAAUAUUAAGGACAUCUUGAUUUAGCUUUUAAAAAGCUAAGACUAAUAAAUAUUAUUUAUGAACUAUCUCGAAUAGAACUAUUAAUGGAAAAACAUUUUGGUUUUGAUAAUGUAAGUAUAUGUACUAAAUUGGGAACAGAGUUUUAAUUAAAUAAUUAUGAAAAAAAAAAUGAAUCUUUAAGAGCUUCAAUUUUAUCUGUAGGAAAUUAAGGACACUAAAAUAGUGAGGAUAUAUUUACAAUAUUUAAUAAAUCUUGA